Neolamprologus brichardi is the source of this 553-nucleotide messenger RNA. The record is from RefSeq and is a predicted model, not a curated record. NCBI's taxonomy places the organism in Eukaryota, Metazoa, Chordata, Actinopteri, Cichliformes, Cichlidae.
CCACGCAAACUUCACGUUUCCGGUUUGCGCUAACUGUACAUCCGCUGCAGGGCUUGGAACAAGGCUGUCGUUUGAAUUAGUGUCCGUGUGGUACUUGCUGAAUCCCAAUAUGAACACGGUCCUGUCGAGAGCUAACUCGCUGUUUGCCUUCUCCCUGAGCGUCAUGGCGGCUCUGACUUUCGGCUGCUUCAUCACCACAGCGUUUAAAGACAGGAGAGUUCCUGUGGACAUCCACGUCUCUAAAGUCAUGCUGAAGAACGUUGAUGACUUCACUGGACCCCGAGAACGAAGUGACCUGGGUUUCAUCACCUUUGACCUUUCAGCUGAUUUGCAGCCAAUUUUUGAUUGGAACGUGAAGCAGCUGUUUCUCUAUCUGUCUGCUGAGUAUGGCACAAAGAGCAAUUCUCUGAACCAGGUCGUCCUGUGGGAUAAGAUCGUUCUUCGAGGUGAGAACACCAAGCUGAACCUCAGAGACAUGAAGUCCAAGUACUUCUUCUUCGACGAUGGAAACGGACUGAGGUGAGAUACCAGAUGUUCUGGACUACUAAAAUCA